This is a messenger RNA of Plenodomus lingam JN3, 273 nucleotides long. RefSeq lists its product as uncharacterized. NCBI's taxonomy places the organism in Eukaryota, Fungi, Ascomycota, Dothideomycetes, Pleosporales, Leptosphaeriaceae. The record is from RefSeq and is a predicted model, not a curated record.
AUGAAAUUAGCUACCAGCUUUACCGGUAUCCUCUUCUGCCUUUCUGGCGCUCGCGCUGCUGUUGAACAAGCAUAUGUGUGCCUUAAGUUUCCGGGUACCAGCAGCUUCAUAGCAGCUGAUGACCCUGGUAGAUGUGGGUACAUGCAGUCGUCUCCUGGUACAGAUGAGAUGGAAAUGUGGGUUGGCCGGAAAUGCUCCAUGGACUCGCCCUGCAAGCACAAUAGCACUACGUGUAGUUGGCAGGUUGACGGUGACAAGGCAACGUGCAGCUAG